Geosmithia morbida is the source of this 645-nucleotide messenger RNA. RefSeq lists its product as uncharacterized. Bases 1 to 645 code for a protein of 214 amino acids. NCBI's taxonomy places the organism in Eukaryota, Fungi, Ascomycota, Sordariomycetes, Hypocreales, Bionectriaceae. The record is from RefSeq and is a predicted model, not a curated record. The transcript is spliced from 2 exons.
AUGUCUAAUCGAGACUACUACAACGGCGCCAGCUACAACGGUGGCAACAGCCAGUACUCCCAGCCUCAAUACGCCCAGCCUCAAUACGCCCAGCCUCAAUAUGCCCAGCCACAGCACCAGGCAUACCCUCAGCAUCAACAGCAACAACAGUACCAUCCCUCUCAGCACGCCUCCCCGCAUGCCUCCCAGCAAGGUCAGGAUGAUGAGCGCGGCCUAGGCGCCUCCAUCGUCGGUGGCGCAGCGGGUGCCUACGGAGCCCGCAAGAUAGGCAAGACUGGUCUUCUGGGUUCCCUGGGCGCCGGUGCGCUAGGUGCCAUCGGCGCCAACAUGCUGGAGCACAAGCUUGAGAAGAGGAAGCACAGCAAUCACGGCGGCUCCCACCACGGCAGCUCCCACCAUACCGGUGGGAUGGGCGGCGGACUCGGCGGCGGACUCGGCGGCCUCAUCGGUGGUCAUGGGAGUCACAGCAGCCUCGGGAGCUCUGGGAGUCACCACAGCAGUUACGGCAGUCAUCACGGUAGCCAUGGUAGCCACCACGGCGGUGGCCAUUUCUUCAGCCGAGACGGUCCUGAUGGCCCCGGUGGUGGUUUCGGUGGCCCCGGUGGUAACCAUGGCGGUCAUCACGGCCACCAUGGUCGUCAUUGA